Vicia faba (fava bean) is the source of this 441-nucleotide messenger RNA. The record is from the annotation of a GenBank genome assembly. Lineage: Eukaryota; Viridiplantae; Streptophyta; Magnoliopsida; Fabales; Fabaceae.
AUGAGUUGUGCAGCAGUCCUUGUUGCCCCAUUUCCAUCUCCAACUCCUCGUCUUUCCUUCAACUCUGCCGGUGCAGUGGAAGAGAAACCCAUUCAAAAUGGGUAUAAGUGGCGGUUGGUUUUGGCCUAUGAUGGAACCAGGUAUGCAGGUUGGCAAUAUCAAGAGUCUCCCCCUACUGUACAACACGCAGUCGAAAAAGCUUUAAUUCAAACAACAAAGCUUCAAAGGAAGGAUCUUCAGUUAGUUGGUGCAAGCAGAACUGAUGCAGGAGUUCAUGCCUGGGGUCAGGUUGCACAUUUUAUUACACCGUUUAAUUACGAAAACUUGGAUAGAGUUCACGCGGCUUUGAAUGGUCUUCUUCCUUCCGAUAUCCGACUUAGAGAGAUCAGCCCUGCAUCCGCUGAAUUCCAUGCUCGCUUUUCUGUAAAAACGUUGCUAUGA